GUUUCAUAAAAAAAUGAAAUGAAAUCGUAAAUUUGGGUUACGUGUUUGUUUUGUUGUUUAGACUUUCUUCUAGACAAACACAGUUCCCCCCCUUCCUCUCCCCAACCAUGGCUAAACCGCCACAGUCGUAAGUUGUAGCAACCAUAUUCCAUAAGAUUUAAUUAGUAGAACAUCAUAUUAUUCUUUAUCUUUGUGAACUUCUUCUAAAUCAAAAUGUCAACUUUGCCAUAUUUAAUUUCCUUGUUCAUCCUCGUAUCACUGUUACCCCACAGAACAACAAAAGGUGAAGAGUUCUUCACAUGUGAAAGGACAGCAUCAUGCGAAACCUACGGACUUCCAAUUCGGUUUCCGUUUUCAUUAAACCAAUCAAAUCAAACCAAUCUUUGUAGUUACCCAGGUUUCGACCUCACGUGCACCAACACCACCACCACCACCUUCAGUGAACCCUUACUCACUCUUCCAAAUUCUGAAAGCUUUGUUGUGAAACGCAUCUCCUUUGUUGAUCAAGUAGUUUGGGUCAACGAUCCCAACAUUUGCUUCCCAAAACGUUUCAUGUUUGACCAAAACAACUUCAUGUUAAACCUUAAAGAUUCACCGUUUCGGUUAAGUGAUUAUUACACUUUUGUUAAUUUUUCAUUCCUAAAUUGUCCUUCCAAUUCAACCGUAAUAAAUUUAGUACCACCUAUAAGUUGUUUGAAUUUAAGCUCUAUUAGUAGUAUCAACAACGAUAAGAACAUGAAUUAUUCGAUUGUGGCUAUGAUGUCUGAUCCUCCUUUUGCUACACCAUGGACAUCAUUAUGUGAAUUUAUUUCGUCAACUUUGAUACCUGUGGAAGAGACGAAUUGGUUGUUUUGGACUGAUUAUUAUUCUAACAUACCCUUGCAGUGGGAUGAUCCUGAUUGUGGAAAUUGUGAAGCACGUGGAGGAAGAUGUGGAUUGGUUGGGGAUGAUGCUCUUCGUCUUGCUUGUUAUGAUCUUCCCACCCAAGGUCUUUCAAGGAAAGUCAAGUAUGGUUUAAGCCUAGGUUUGGGAAUACCUGGACUCCUAGGUCUAAUUAUGCUUACAUUGAUGUUAUGCAAAAACAAGUACACAAGGAAUCAAGUACAACGUCAAACAAGCACUGAAUUUUCAACCUUUAUUAUGACGCACCCCCCGAUUUUCGUUAUGGGCCUCGACGGGGCAACAAUCGAAAGAUACCCUAAAACCCAGCUUGGUGAAAGUGGACGAUUGCCUAGGCCUAGUGACAACACUUGCUCUAUAUGUCUUUGUGAGUAUCAGCCAAAUGAAGUAUUGAGGACAAUUCCUGAGUGUAAUCACUAUUUUCAUGUGAAUUGUAUAGAUGGAUGGCUCAAGACAAAUGCUACCUGCCCUUUGUGUCGAAAUUUUCCAGAGAGAUCUACUUCAUUUUCUUCGGUUUUGCCUGUAUCUCCAACUUCUUAAUAAUUGUCAUUGUAAUUAAUUAUUACUACUCAUUAUCAGUAUGUUAUGAUAGAUACAAAUUAUUUUACUACAAGUGGAGCAGGCGAGUGUAAUUUUUCUAUUGUAAAUUUAUUUAUCUAGCAAAAUUUAAGGAAUGUCAUGUCAUA
Molecule: messenger RNA, 1586 nt
Organism: Medicago truncatula (barrel medic)
Lineage: Eukaryota; Viridiplantae; Streptophyta; Magnoliopsida; Fabales; Fabaceae
Product: RING-H2 finger protein ATL22
Exons: 2
Coding region: 214-1440 (408 amino acids)
Molecular function (GO): polysaccharide binding
Source: RefSeq, a predicted model, not a curated record